Molecule: messenger RNA, 1816 nt
Organism: Hyaloscypha bicolor E
Lineage: Eukaryota; Fungi; Ascomycota; Leotiomycetes; Helotiales; Hyaloscyphaceae
Exons: 1
Coding region: 405-1775 (456 amino acids)
Source: RefSeq, a predicted model, not a curated record
GGUGCUUGACCCAUCCUGCGCUGUUGGAGUCCUGCUCGAUUGGUUCAAAAACCCCAGGUAAAGUCCUAAAGCCCUUCAUUGGGAUGACUCUCUUAAUUUUGGGGCAUUGAUUAUGCAGAUUGAUUGGCGCAUACAGGCCGUAGCUUUCCAAACGGCCUCCAAGGUGGAGUGCUAGACAUCGCGUGCAUGAGCUUCACUCGCACAAGUCUUCCGGUGUAGUGCUUCGGACCCUCUUCCCGCUAACACCUCUGCCACCUAAACUCAACUUAUAUUUUAAAGACGAUGUGGGUCAAACUUAAUAAUCUCUCGUGGUCUGCAGGAAGUUGGGGGUUUGUUCGUUCCCUCUCUCGAUCCGCCGAGUCUUGCUUCUGCUCCGAGGAACUUGGAGUGUCCCAUCCUUGAAAAUGUUCCAAUCGAGCAGACGUCCACAGCCAGAGUUGCCGCCAGCAUGCCGCCCAGAUGACCCACGAAAAGAAUCGAAUUGGAGGCCUGCUCUGCGGAGAAUCAGACGCGGCAUAUUCUCUCGUAAAGGAACCCCCCAACCUGCUAUAAUCUCUCCCAAUCCAUCGUUGCUGCUCAACGAAGUCAACCAACAACGCUUGAACCAGCGAACUUGGCAGUCGACGGAGGGGGGAGAGACAAGAAAUCCAACGUAUAAGCAUUUCAGAAAGGAGUCCCAAACCGCACCUCCCCCGGAACGUCGGCAGACUCCACGAGAACUGAACGACUCCAAGGGAUAUAACUUCUUCAAGCGGAAGUUAAUAAAGUCAAAGAGACAUAAGAAAGGAAGCAAGGAAGAUGUCCAGCCCCAUCAGCAUAAAAGAAGGCACACCGAUUUAGCAAGGCCAAUUUCCACCGUCUAUGUGCCAACACGGAAGUCAGUGGAACGAGAACCCUUACUGCAAAGACCCUCGACCGCCGCUUAUAUACCCCAACAUGCUGCAGCCGACUUUAAGCGGAUGAGCAACUAUGGACCCCAACUCGAGAGGUAUGCCUCCUUGGACGAGGAGAUACGCAGUGCUUCACUCCAGCCUGGCCAUCCAGUCACGGUUCGGCCAGUUGCCUUCGAGCCUGACGGCGAAUCGGGCGACUACCAGAACUUCGUCGCACAAUCAAGAGCCGAAGCAGCGAGAACCUACGAGUCCUCUGGCCUCCGCUCACCGAGCAAGAUCCUUCCACCCCAUACAGCGGAAAUCAUGGGUGAGAUUGAGGCGAGCUAUCACGCGGCGAUACCAGACCGUCCUCGCCCUACCACCUCAGCAUCUAAACACGUGAGCGGGAGUGGGAGUUUCUUCGAGAAGGUUGGGGAAUAUUAUAAGCCAAGUGAGUCGGGGGUGGGUAUGAAGGAGACAGAGGGAAACCAGGAUGCUACUUUGAGGGAUCAGCCGGUUUCUGUGGGAAGACGAGCGUCAGGGCGAUCAACAACAUCCAGGCCAGUCAGCAGAAGUGAAAGUUUCUUAAGGGGUGUUGGGGAGUAUAUCAAGCCCAGCAAUCCUGAUCAUCACCCGGGAGGAGCGAACAAUUCACGGACUGGUCCGACAGGACUCCCUACUUCCGGCGAUGUGGAGAGACAAGCAACACGUUGGUCGAUGAUGAGUGGGGCUUCGCGGAGAUCGUUGUCGCAAGAACGGGAUUGGGAAAGAGAUAGAAUGGCGGUGCGAGCCUCGUGGACGAGUGAUAGUAAUUUUGGGAGAGGAACGAGCUCGAAAAUACCAACUUCACCGGGCUUGGACAGGUACAAUCGAGGUGUGAGGAAGGGACUGUAUUGGCGAUAGAUAAAAUUCACGAUAAUAAAUGACGAGUACUUGAUAUCUCA